Messenger RNA from Lytechinus pictus (painted urchin), 3881 nucleotides. RefSeq names its product tripartite motif-containing protein 2-like. NCBI's taxonomy places the organism in Eukaryota, Metazoa, Echinodermata, Echinoidea, Temnopleuroida, Toxopneustidae. Bases 171 to 2084 code for a protein of 637 amino acids. Gene Ontology annotation, biological process: protein monoubiquitination. Gene Ontology annotation, molecular function: zinc ion binding; ubiquitin protein ligase activity. The record is from RefSeq and is a predicted model, not a curated record. The transcript is spliced from 2 exons.
AACUGUAAAUUUGCACACGAUUCAGUACGCACCACCAUUGUGAAUUGAUGUAGCCUAAAUAUCUAAUACUGCUGCUAUUAGACCCCGUAUAAUAGUAUUGCUUUGAUCAAACUGAGAAACAUAUCGUUUAUAAUGGACACAAGCUGUUUGAUUCUUCUAUAAACCCAGCUAUGGCUGAAGCAUUAAAGACUGUCAUCUCCCAGAGUACAGAGUGUCCAGUAUGUCUUUCUACAUUCACCGAUCCCAAGAUCCUGUCUUGUUCUCACACUUUCUGCAAGACUUGCCUGGACAACCUCUUAGAGUGUCACGGUAACUGUCAGAUCCGAUGCCCUGUCUGCAGAGCUGUGACCCAGGUCCCAAACAAAGAUGUCGGCAAACUACAGGUAAAUCUUGCUUUGAAGAGUCUGAUAGAGGAUAUGGAGGGCCAUCCUCAAAUUUGCACAAAUUGUAAAUCAAAUGACAAGCCCCAUUCUGUUGUCUACUGCCAAGACUGUGGCAAUUAUCUCUGCACCUCUUGUCUUAAUACGCACUCUCAAUGGGAAGGCUUUAUCGAUCAUGACGUCAUUGCCAUGAGUGAGAUCUCGUCAGGAAAGGUUUCAGUCCGUAAAUACCGAAAAUGCAGGAAACACCUGAAAGAAGAUGAGGGUUGCUUCUGUUCCAGCUGCAGGAGAUUCACAUGCUUCAGGUGUGUUGUUAUGGAACAUACGGGGGAAGGACACAAGGUCAUCGAGGGAGCAGCUUACGAGGACAAACACAUGAAGGGUAUCGAAGAACUUAAAUCAAAGGUGGACAAGAAACAAUCAUGCUUUCAGAAGUACAUUGAUUUCAUAGAUGAACAGACCAAGAGUGUUGACAAUGCCAAGAAACAGUGUACAAGUGACAUCAACAAAGCAUAUGAUGAUGCGGUCCGGCACUUGACAGAGAAAAGAGAAAGUCUGCUAAGAGAAGUCAAGGAAACGACUGAAGGAGCAGAGAAAGAACUGGAAAGCAUGAAGACCACGACUAAGAAGUACAUCAAUCAGUUGACGACCAUGGCUGAAAUGGUAACUAACAAAAUAAAGAUUCCAUUAGAUAUGGAUACUUUGGCUGCACACGACACUCUGUGUGAAGAGUUACGAGAGGUCUUUGAUCAAAAGGAUCCUGACUACGAGCAGCCGAAGAAAUCGGGCAUAAAGGGGAAAAGUGUCAAUUUCGAGAGAAAUGCUGGAGUUGAUGAGCUAGGCCUUGGAAAGAUUGUGAAUGUAGUUGAAAGAAACGUCGCCUUAACCACUAAUAAAACCUUUGAUGAAAAGGACGUUUCUUUGUACACUAAUAAGAUUGUUAAUGUAAAGAACGUUUCUUUGCCAGCUAUGAGUAGCAUGAAUGUCAUGGUUAGUACACCAGACGGUAGGAUGGCAGUAGGAUGUAGUACAGGUGGCAUCGUCAUCUUCUCUCCUGAUGGUCAGCUUCAGCAGACAGUUCUUAAGGAUGUUAAGAUUGAUGGGGUAGGGUUCCUCUCUGAUGGUCGAUGUGUUGUGAUUGAUACUUCAAACAUCAUCACACUGUACACACCGGAGUACACACAAUUGAAUGUAAUGUUUAAGACUCUGAGUCGAGAUAAAGGUUGGUAUUCUGAUCUCACUGUUGAUGGUGAUGAUCUGAUCUAUGUGAGCUACAGGAAAGCCUGCAAGAUCCAGGUAUUUCAAGCAUCAGGUGGGCAAGCAGUCAGGGAGAUACCAUGCAACGGGUAUGAACUUCGGCAAAUCACUAGUUACCAUGGUUCUCUUAUCACUUCAUCAGUUGAUACUAUCAGAUUAAUAGACAAACAGGGUGCUGUACAACAUAAAUUAAAGAAACCGGGUAGUUUCCUUUACGCUGCUGUAUCUCAAUGGAAUACAAUCCUGAUAGCCGCGGUGAAGCCUGGUGAAGGUCUGGUGAGCAUUGACGAGUAUACAAAUGAACUAAGGCACAUUCGAAACCUUGUUAAUGAUUACAAGAUUGAGAAGCAUUGGGUAUGUUGGUAUUACUAUUACCUCCAGCAGUACCGAUCAGGAGAGAUCGCUGUCUGCCCUCGGGAUAGUCUCUAUAUAUUCCGCUUAAAAUAAUUGAUGACAUGAUAUCAUAAUUAUUAUCGCAGAAUAUGGGGGGGGUGUGAGACCCACUGAGUUGCCAUUUUCUGCUAAAGUAAGCUGCUAUAAUAUAGAAAUACAUGAAACAAUUGUUGGAUCAUUUCUUUCUCGUUUCUCACCCAUAAAAAGCAUUUCGCUGCUUACAACUUUUUGUUUUCAAUUUUGCAUGUACCAACCAUCAUAUUUAUCAUGUUUAUCCUCUGUGUGGGGGAAAUUCUAGACUAUACUUGUAUGUUUUCAUAAAUUGGAAGAUAUCGUGAUUCUAUGCUGUGAAUGUAGACAUUAUUAUAACGUGUGAAUAUAUAAAUAUUAUUUUCAUUGAGAUGGUCUGAUCAUCACUCUUCGAUAUUUUUCGGAGUGUGAAACACUAAAAAAAAUUAUUUCAUUUAUGAAAAUUGCACGAAAAUGCAUAAAACAACUUAUAGUCAAUGAAUCUCAAUUUUUAUUUUCAGCUUUCCACUUAAUAUCAAGCAUCAUCUUUAUCAUGUGUAUCCUAUGUGAGGGAAUUUCUCGUGCUUAAAUAUAAGACAUAAUGUUAAAUAUACAUAUUGUAACAGUAUCCUGUUUAUGUGAUUUGUUCAACUGAUAACCUAUAAUGUUUAUUCAGUUAGAGGGCGCACUCUUGCUAAGUAAUAAAGUACCCCUUUCCUCCUGUAAGAAAUCUCUAACUACUCUCUGAUGUUCGAGUAAAGUAAAACCACUUAACAACCCAACCCAACCACAACUUGAAACACAUAUUUUAUGGGAAACCAAAUGUUUCUCUCUUCAUACAUGUCAUAUGCAUGUAUAUAUAAUAUUUGUCUAGCAAUGACUAUCGUGGCAAUGUGAUAUUUACCAUUGAUAUUAAUGAGUGUAUGCUAUACUGUUUAUGAUUUUAUGCAUAAAUUAGAAUAUAUCGUUAUUCUAUGCUGUGAAUCUAGACAUUAUUAUAACUUGUAAAUAUGUAAAUAUUUUUUUCAUUGAGAUGGUCUGAUCAUCACUCUUCGAUAUUUUUCGGAGUGUGAAACACUUAAAAAAAACUUAUUUCAUUUAUGAAAAUUGCACGAAAAAUGCAUAAAACAGCAUAUAGUCAAUGAAUCUCAAUUUUUAUUUUCAGCUUUCCACUUAAUAUCAAGCAUCAUCUUUAUCAUGUGUAUCCUAUGUGAGGGAAUUUUUAGUUCUUGUAUUUUAGACACAAUGCUAUUAGAUAUAUCAUGAGAAAUCAAAUGAUUCUCUGUUCAUAUAUUUGACUAGUAAUGACUAUGGUGGCACUUAGAAUUUUACUAUUGCUUUAUUAAAGAGUGUGUAUACUGUUUAUGUACGUAUACUUGUAUUUGUAAUACAUCGUGAUUCUAUGCUGUGAAUCUAGACAUGAUUAUAAUGUGUGAAUAUAUAUAUUAUCUUCAUCUGAUACGGAAAUAGACGGAUCUACACUCUUCGAUAUUUUUCGAAGUAGGUCAAUUUGUUAAAUGCAAUUAUAUGGAAUAAGUCGAAUGUGCAUUUCAGACAAUGGCACGAAAAAAAUGUAUAGGAAAAAGCAUAGUAAAUGGAUGUUAAUUUGGGUCAUUAUUUUAUUCUAAUUUUCGAGUUUUGAAAAUGAUUUCUGAGCAAACGGUAUUACAUUUUUAACAAGAUACAUUGGCAUCUGCACAAUAAUAUAUAACUCAAUUAAUCUGUAUGGAAAAUUAUUAUAUUAUAGAGUAUAAUUUCAAAUAACUUCAUCGGAUUUUGCCUUUUAAAGAGGAUUCAAUUCGAUAGAAGAUCAAGUCAGAUAUGACUUGCUUUUAGUGUGAU